Molecule: messenger RNA, 705 nt
Organism: Salpingoeca rosetta
Lineage: Eukaryota; Choanoflagellata; Craspedida; Salpingoecidae
Exons: 1
Coding region: 1-705 (234 amino acids)
Molecular function (GO): zinc ion binding; nucleic acid binding
Source: RefSeq, a predicted model, not a curated record
AUGGACUUCGUUUUUCGCAAGUUCUCGGGAUCGAAGACCGAGGACGUCCACGACUGGGCCGACGAUACCAAGCUCCUCCUGGAGGUCGCCUCCGCGACGAUGGACGCCCGCCAAGUGAAGCUCCACCUCUACCUGCAACUCGACGGACGAGCCAAGUCCUUCGCCAAGGAGUUCAUGAGCGACUCCGCAGUCAAGGCGGACGACCUCGUGAACAAGAUCGUCGACCGCUUCCACAACCCAUCUCGACAACUACAGCUGGUCUUCGAGCUCCGCGCCAUCAGGCAGACCAAGGACGUUCAAGCCUACAACGGAGACUUCAACCGCGUGGCGGACCAACUGUCGGAGCGAAGCGAGGUCUUUCUGCUGGCCUUCUACCUGAUGGGACUCCACCCGACGAUUCGACAAGUGGUAUCGGUGGCCAGCCCAUCGACCCUGGUGCAAGCAAUGAAGAUCGCCGAGGACGCGGACCAAGCCAAGGAUGUAUCCGGGACCCACUUCGCGCGCCGCACGUCAGUCUCUUCAAGCGGCACCUCCAAGUACCAGGCAAACAAGCAGGCCCCGCGACGUGACGAUGGACCACGCAAGCGCCUGCCACCGCUGACACCGGAGGAGCGCCAGCGACUGAUGGCCGAGGGCGCCUGCUUCCGUUGCCGCAAGCCCGGCCACGGCUAUGCUCAGUGUCCGGGAAACGGCCCGCUUCAGUGA